CCCGCGCACCUUUUCAGGGUUUCCUUCAAGGAAGUCAAGUUUUUUUUUUUUUCUCUCACAGAUCGAAACAACCUAAACGUUAAACAGUACAGCUGCCUCAAAUCCCUGGGAAUUUCAGAAUGACUGACACUUCUGAAGCUGUUCCAAAUUUUGAAGAGAUGUUUGCCAGUAGAUUCACAGAAGAUGACAAAGAAUACCAGGAAUACCUGAAACGCCCUCCGGAGUCCCCUCCAAUUGUUGAGGAAUGGAAUAGCAGAGCUGGUGGGAACCAAAGAAAUAGAGGCAAUCGGUUGCAAGAUAACAGACACUUUAGAGGUAGGGAUAGCAGACGGGGGUGGCCAAGUGACAAUCGAUCCAAUCAGUGGCAUGGACGAUCCUGGGGUAACAAUUACCCGCAGCACAGACAAGAACCUUAUUAUCCCCACCAGUAUGGACACUAUGGUUAUAACCAGCGGCCUCCGUAUGGUUACUACUGAUAGAAAUGUCAGCAGCUUUUAGUAAAACCAUUUACUCUGUUAACAUGACAAAAGUUUAUGUGUAUCUUCUGUUGGUCAUAGUUUUACAUCUUGAUUUCAGAGAGUGGAUUAUUAAUUUUUUGGAACUUGAAACUUUCUUUAAAAAAUUAGAUCUUACUAGAGAUUUGUGAUGGUUGCUGGGAAUAAAUACUCCCCUAAAAAGGUUGUGGAUUAUAUUGCUUGACCUCUAC
Molecule: messenger RNA, 706 nt
Organism: Ceratotherium simum simum (southern white rhinoceros)
Lineage: Eukaryota; Metazoa; Chordata; Mammalia; Perissodactyla; Rhinocerotidae
Gene: RAMAC
Product: RNA guanine-7 methyltransferase activating subunit
Biological process (GO): RNA 5'-cap (guanine-N7)-methylation
Cellular component (GO): mRNA capping enzyme complex
Molecular function (GO): RNA binding
Source: RefSeq, a predicted model, not a curated record